This is a messenger RNA of Athalia rosae (coleseed sawfly), 2149 nucleotides long. RefSeq names its product facilitated trehalose transporter Tret1-like. Gene Ontology annotation, molecular function: transmembrane transporter activity. Gene Ontology annotation, biological process: transmembrane transport. Gene Ontology annotation, cellular component: membrane. The coding region runs from base 270 to 1730 and encodes 486 amino acids. The record is from RefSeq and is a predicted model, not a curated record. The transcript is spliced from 5 exons. NCBI's taxonomy places the organism in Eukaryota, Metazoa, Arthropoda, Insecta, Hymenoptera, Athaliidae.
UAAAUCGAAACUGAUAGAUUCAUUGUAAAAUAUUCCUCAGUCGAUACGUUUGUGACAAAUGUGCGUAUACAUCGGCAUUCUACUUCAAAUAAGCUUCCGAUCAUAUUUCAAUCGAGAUUCGGAAUUUGAGUACAAGAAUUGUGCAUGAAAUUCUAUUUUAUCCAUUUUUCCCGGUGAUUAUGUGAUGACUUUACCGUGUGCGUGACUUUAAUCAUACUUCAAUCCAGUUUUUGGUUACCUCAUUGAUUUUUUUUUUUUUCGCCCUAACGAUGACCAUGGAAGAUUAUGAAGUCAUGGGAGAAUAUGAAGAAUGCCAAACGCACGCCGAAUCUUUGAUGAACGACGAUUUACGAGCUAAAGUCGGAAAAAAAUCAAAGACCUUACCACAAGUAUUACCAGCUAUAUCAGCAUGCCUGGCAAUCAUGAGCGGUGGAUUUCAUUCUACGUGGCCAAUACCGUCUUUGGUGAAAUUGAUGUCUCCGGAUUCCCCGGUUCCGAUAACUUCGAAUCAAAGUUCUUGGAUCGUGAGCUUCGCCCUGAUCGGUUCAAUUCUGGGAUCCAUUUUUCUCCGUCCCUUACUAGAUAAAUGGGGGACAAAAAGUGUGCUGCUUUCAACAUCCAUUCCAUAUUUGAUCUCAGCGCUUAUUUUAGCGCUGGGCAAUGAAUACUGGUGGAUAUAUCUAGCCAGAUUUAUAGCAGGAGUCGGAAACGGUAUCAGUAUGGCAGUAUGUCCGAUUUACAUCAGCGAGAUAGCGGAGAACGAUAUCCGCGGUGCGUUGAGCACGACCAUGUCGGUGUCGAUGAUUUUAGGCGCCCUGAUACCCAUUGUGGUUGGUCCAUGGGUGGGCAGAGUAGUCUUAGCAGCGACCGCAGCUGCGAUUCCAGCAGUUUUUACUCUGACGUUCAUCUGGAUGCCAGAAUCUCCAUUUUUUUAUGCAAUGAAAAAUCGCCCGCACGAUAUUAAGAAAAGUCUGACAAGGUUACGAGGAACGUCGGACGUUGAUGAAGAAAUAAAAGGAAUCCAGAAGAGUCUGAUUUUGAACCGAAAUGAAAAAGGAUCUUUCUUCGAGGUGUUUACCGUCAAAGGAAAUCGAAAAGCACUCGCAAUCGCGAUAGGUUUGCGAUCCUGUCAGACACUUGCUGGUUUCUUCCCGUUUGUGACUUACGUCGGCGUUAUGUUCAAGAAAUUCGACGCGGGCAUCGGUUGGGGUAUCAUCAUGAUCGUGAUAUCGGCUGUGAAAUUUAUUAAUUCCUUUGUCGUGCUUCUGCUUGCUGACAGGGCGGGGAGAAGACCUCUUCUUCUAGUUUCCAGUACGUUCAGCGCUGUUUUCUUAUUGGGUGGGGGUUGGUUCUUUCAAUUGGUAGCAAACGGAACUGACGUCACCGAUGUCGCGUGGCUGCCCGUGGUGCUUAUAAUGCUAUUUUUCACCGCCCAUACUUUGGGCCUAGCUAUUGUACCUGUGAUGAUAGAAGCGGAAAUAUAUCCUCAUCAAAUUAAGACAGCCGCAAUGACCAUAACUGCGGUUUACCAGGCCGGUUUAGGUGUCGUUAUUCUGAAAAUAUACCAAAUUAUCACCGACGUUUACGGACUUUACGUUACUUUCUACUUAUUCGCAGCCAUCAAUAUUGUAUCGACAAUUUUCAUAUACUUUUUUGUUCCUGAAACUAAAAAAAGAUCGUUCAUCGAAAUACAGAAUGAAUUCCGGGGAAUUUCUAAGCCUCCAGUUUGAUUCGCGUAACGUUAAACAUAAAAAUCACGUUUUUUUGUUUUCAUUCAUUUCGUCCGAUUUUCACAUACGUCAAAUUUUGAUUUUUACGAAAAAUUGUCGAUGCAAGUGAUAGUUUUUUUUAGAUUGCAAAAUUAAAUUUCGACCUUUGAUUUUCCUAGAGAAAACGGACUUGGAGAGGAUCAUUUCGCUGACUGAACUCUGAAAUCUGAAAUAAUAAUCGUUUUUUCGUCUCCAUUUCCCGCUCCCACAUAUUUCUUUUCUUACAUUACUAGAUUGUAAAACCACGUUACCUAUUUUUUGUUAACUUAUUUUUAAUAGGAAUAGACUAUCAUUAAUAUCAUGUCUUCCCGGGCAUGCCCGUGUGAAUCAGGCGUGGAAACUAAAAUGUAUAUAAUCAUAAUAAAGAUAAAAAUUCCAAA